Molecule: messenger RNA, 2064 nt
Organism: Zonotrichia leucophrys gambelii
Lineage: Eukaryota; Metazoa; Chordata; Aves; Passeriformes; Passerellidae
Product: sushi, nidogen and EGF-like domain-containing protein 1
Exons: 8
Coding region: 183-989 (268 amino acids)
Biological process (GO): cell-matrix adhesion
Source: RefSeq, a predicted model, not a curated record
AAGGAUCCUGGGAGAGCUCAGAGAGAUUGGAGGGGUGGAAAGUGGGCAAAUUACAUGUUCAGUAUUUUUUGUUUUGAUAAUAAAAGGAACACGACGAGGUGAAAGCCAGCAUUUGAGGUGUUUCAGUUCAUUUUCAGGCAGCAGUUCUUCAGCCUGGAAAUCCAGUUAUUUUAGUGUCGAGGAUGUCACCCUCUAGUAUUUUCUUCCUCCUGAUUUUAGGUUCCAUGGUGGACACCAAAACCUCACCUGAAAAAGGAUCCCUGCUCUAUCCCUAUGGACCAGACCAGGGGGAUGAAACCAACCCCAAACUUGAUGAUGGGACAUCUGAGGCAAUCACCCUCUCCAUUCCCUUCACCUUCUAUGGCAAAACCCACCAAACUGCGUUUGUGAACAACAAUGGGGUGAUCUCCUUUGACAAGCCUGUCAGACAAUACACCCCUGACCCCUUCCCUCUGGCGGACGGGCGCCCUUUCGUGACUCCCUUCUGGGCAGAUGUGGACAACGUGGAGGGUGGGGACAUCUUCUACCGCCAGAGCACCGAUCCGGCGCUGCUGGGGGACAUCAGCCAGCACAUCACCCAAUACUUCCCCGAAAGCCCCUUCACUGCCACCUGGGCCUUCAUGGCCACCUGGGACCAUGUGGCCUACUGGGGCUCCAAAUCUGACAAGGGCAACACCUUCCAGGCUGUGCUGACCACUGACUCCAAGAUGUUCUACAUCAUCCUCAACUAUUGGGACAUCCAGUGGACCACAGGGGCAGCAAGUGAUGGGGAUGCUGAAACAGGACUUGGAGGGACCCCAGCACAUGCGGGAUUCAAUAGCGGUGAUGACACCAACUUCUACAACAUCCCUGGAUCCCAAACAGAUGCCAUCAUCAACAUCACCACCACCUCCAACGUCAAGGUCCCAGGACGCUGGGUCUUUAGGGUGGAUGACUUCCAGGCCCCAGAGGUGGAUCCUCCCCAGCUGGAUAACAGCUGCUGGUUGUGAAUUGAGGGGAGUGUGGCAGAGGGACAUCACCACUGCCACUGUUAUCACCAAUGAAGUCACUGUGCAGGUCAAGAUCAUGCCAGCUUCUAGCAGAGCAAUAAAAUUUCAGCUAAGACAUUGCAGUAUCCAUGUCCUUGUCAUUGUCAUGGCACCCAUGGUCAUGUCAUCACAUGUAUGUCAUCAUCACAUUUAUGUCAUCCUCACCCUCACUGUUCCCACAGUUACAGGGGAUCUGAGGGGUUUCGGGGUGAAAUGUGACAGAAUUAAUCAAAUUUUGCCUUUUUGGGUGGUAACUUCUGGGGUCUUGUGCAAUAUGAAGUCACGGGGCAGCCACGUACACAGUAGACAAAAUCCACAACAAACACCUUGGCACACACCCCCAAAAUGCUUUACCUGCAGCACACUUGGGCAUCAUAAGACACACAAAACAUGCAAGACACAACUUUACCCCUCCCCAUCCUUGACUCCUCACAGAACCAUGGCAACAUUAAGGCUGGAAGAGAACUCCAAGAACCUCAAAUCCAACCUUUGACUGAACAUCCCAUGUCAAGCAGACCAUGGCACUGAGUGCUAUGUCCAGAUGUUUCUUGAACACUCCAGGGAUGGUGAUUACACCACCUCCCUGAGCAGGCCAUUCCAAUGUCCAGUGACCCUUUCUGUGAAGAAAUUCCUCCUGAUGUCCAGCCUGAACCUCCCCUUGUGGAGAGUUUUGUUAAAGAGUGGCUUGAGGAGAGAGGACACAGCUGAAUUAAUUUGGGAAAGAUGUCCUAACUAGGGCAGAGACAGGCAGAGGCCUUUUUGUGUCUGUAGCAGGAUAGAGAAUGGAAAAGUACAAGACCAUGCUUAGUUGCAAAUCUUGCAGGUGUGAGGUGAUGUGUCCUUGAGCCUUGCAAAAUAUGAUAAAGAAAUGGACAGUGAGGCAGGAGAAAUAGAGAACGUAGUCUCAAAGGAAUGUGGAUGAGUUAAUGCUAUAGUUUAACCAAUAGAUUGCUUGUCUUACAGAAUAUUCAUAAGCUUAUUAUUUGCUGUAUAAGUGUUUGAUACUUUUUCAAUAAAGCAGGCCAUGAUGAACCAA